CCGUCACUCUGCAGGUAGGUUAGCAGAUUUCCGAGGCGGAUAUCUCUCAUCACUUGCGACUGCUCUUUCUCUAUCAUACUUGCUAGCAACUACCUCUCGUAUUGCUGUCUCAAACUGAGGAAAGAAGGAACGAACUAAAUAACUGCAGCCGCGCACAGAGCAUUGGAUCUCGCAUCGACGUCGGGUAAAUCACUCAGCUCACCACCCAUAGCUCCUAUUUGCCUUUCACCCACGCCCACGCCCUGUGCACCGGUACAGCCUCACUCGACCGGUUCUGGUCCUGUAAAGCUGUCCUGCUCCACUCGUUUCCACACCGGCGGUGAGCUGUGUGCGAGCCCGCGAGCUUCACGCCUUGUGACGCUCCAGUCACGCCGAACAAACCAGCAAUCGACGCGUCGGACGCGAUAUCCGACCAGAACUACAAAGCGUAACAACUCCCCGGAACUCUUUCGAUCACCUCUAUGACAAGUCGGCCCAAGCCCGCUCACACCACCAUGUCCUCCCGGGCACCCCAUCGCAAUAUUAGCUGGAACCACCAUCGCGCCAGACACUUCAAACGGAAAGACAUUCGACCUGACGAGGUCGAUAACCAAGGCGCUGGCACAGGCUCGGGCGACGCAGCACAUGAUGAGAAGAAUGUUGGACAAGGAAGAGGCAAUGGCUAUAGUCAAGUUCCCAUGGUGGACUCACAUGGCCACAGAGUCAAUCAUGCCGGACACAGAGUGACGCCUGGGAUUCAACCUGAUGGCGAGAGUGGAAGGAGCUGGUUUCACCCUUGGCACUUCUUUAAGAUCAUCUGGACGAGUUCGUGUGCGGCGAGUAAGUGGACGAAUGUUUUGUGGCCGUGGACGAUUGCUGCGAUGGUGUUGUGGUUCACUCAUGGUCCCCCAUUGUGGAUCUUCAUUACGGCCUUUAUUGGCAUGAUUCCUUCUGCGAACUUGGUUGGAUUUGCUGGACAGGAAGUCGCGAGAAAGAUUCCAAAGGUUGCUGGUGUUCUGCUGGAGACGACAUUUGGAAGUGUUGUGGAGAUCAUCUUGUUCAUGGUCUUGCUCGUGCAAGGGCGAGAGGAAAACGUUCCUGUCAUUCGAGCUGCGAUUCUGGGAUCCAUUCUGGCGAAUUUGUUGAUGUGUCUUGGACUCUGCUUCUUCGUCGGAGGCAUCUUCCAUCCCCAGCAAACCUUCCACGAGGCCAUUUCGGAAGUCGGAUCGAAUCUCAUGCUCGUUGCUGGAUUUGGCCUCGUCAUCCCAACAGUCUACUACAGCUCCUUGACGAAUCGUCCCGCAAUCUUGGACGAAGUCACGUACAACACAACCAAGCUUUCGCGCGCAACAGCUAUCAUCUUACUGAUCGCAUUUUGCAUUUACGUCUGGUUCCAGGCUCGUAGCCACCACGGACUGUACGAAGAUAUUCUCGAAGCUGAUGAGGAACGCGACCAUGACCGGCAUAAGGACCUGGCCAAGCCGAAGCUGACCCUCACUGAGAGUAUCAUUGCGCUGAUCAUUGCGCUCACCUUUGUCAGUUUCAUGGCUGUAUUCCUGGUCAAGGAGAUUCACUACAUGGUUGAGGAGCGCGGGAUACCAGAUGCCUUCAUUGGCCUGAUCAUGGUACCGCUUGUCGAAAAGGCAGCAGAACACAUCACCGCCAUCGACGAAGCAUACGACAACCAGAUGAACUUUGCUCUCAGCCACGUCCUAGGCGCCAGUAUUCAAACUGCACUUCUCAACGCACCACUGGUCAUUCUGGUUGCCUGGGGUAUUGGUGUGCAGAACAUGGCAUUGAACUUUGAGCAGUAUGACGCUAUCGUCCUCAUUAUUGCCAUCAUUGUGGUCGGGAAUUUCCUGAGAGAUGAGAAGAGUGACUAUCUGGAAGGAGUGCUCUGUGUCAUGGUGUAUGCGCUGAUCGCCAUCGGGGCUUGGUACUAUCCCAAUCCGCAAGAGGGCGGCGCUCCAGCUAGUGGCGGCGGUGGCGCUGAGGCUGCUGAGGCUGCACACAGGCUGAUGUUCAGUUGAGCGGAUACGAUCGUGCGUAAUGCACGGUCUCUUCAACUUUCAGACUGGAGGCCAGUCUGACAGACGUACUUGGGGAGUGGGCAAGCGAGCGAUGGUGUUGGAAGGCGUUUUGAUGUUUUUGCCCCUCGAGGCCUGGGUCGUUGCUUACUUCAACUGUCAUUUUUUUUUUACCUCAGCACUUCACAUGGAUGACAGAGCGAGACUGUACCUAAAUCAGGAAUCAAACAGAACUGGAAUCUUACUGUCCAAAUUGCCACAAG
Molecule: messenger RNA, 2269 nt
Organism: Cercospora beticola
Lineage: Eukaryota; Fungi; Ascomycota; Dothideomycetes; Mycosphaerellales; Mycosphaerellaceae
Biological process (GO): intracellular calcium ion homeostasis; calcium ion transmembrane transport
Cellular component (GO): fungal-type vacuole membrane
Molecular function (GO): calcium:proton antiporter activity
Source: RefSeq, a predicted model, not a curated record